ACGACGACGCGCAUCUGCUUACGUAACGUAAACCUACUGCUCUGCUUUUUACAAAGCAGUUGCGGCUUGAUAAACGUUACAUAAAUGACUUGAACACACGUUCAUGUCAUAAUGACAAUAACGAAUUAUAUUUUAAAAAUUAACGCGUGACUUUCAUACACUAUUCGGCGUUUGCUCAGUCAGAAGAAAUUUUGUUCAAAAUUCACAAUCUACACAUCCUCCUACAAUAACGGACAUUGAAAUUGGCGCAGUCGCAAGUAUUUUCGUGGUGUGAAAGGGAAUAUGAAUCAGCUGUCGGGCGGUCAAAAAAUGUUUACAACUUUACCCAUCUACCUUCUGAAUGGAUAUGCGAGCCGCUCGCCCUUACAAUUUCGGAAUACGAUAACACAAACUUCAAAAUUGCUACUAAAUAGUAUUAAAGGAAAUCUAGUCGUUUGUAAAUUACACGGAAUUGGCAGUGAUGUCAUAUGCCCCGGAAAGCUGUGCGGUUUUGACUUUUUGCGAGAUCCACGCCUUAACAAGGGGCUAGCUUUUACAUUAGAAGAAAGACAAGCUUUAGGUAUACAUGGCCUGCAACCACCUUGCUAUAAAACCAUGGAGCAACAGGUCGAACUAUGUAAAAUCGCGGUGGAAAGAUAUAAGGAGGACCUUAAUAAAUACUUGUACUUAACAGAAUUGCAUGAUCGUAACGAAAAGUUAUUUUAUCGUCUACUAAGCGAAAACGUACAGCAGCUCAUGCCAAUUGUCUACACUCCCACAGUCGGAUUGGCAUGCCAAAAGUUUGGAGUGAUUUAUAGGCGGCCCAGGGGACUUUUUAUAACAAUUAACGAUCGUCACCAUUCCUAUCACAUACUCAAAAAUUGGCCAGAAAAUGAUGUUAGAGCGAUUGUUGUGACGGAUGGUGAACGUAUUUUAGGCCUUGGAGAUUUGGGAGCGAAUGGAAUGGGUAUACCAGUCGGGAAGCUAGCAUUAUACACUGCGCUUGCUGGUGUAAAGCCACACCAAUGUCUUCCAAUUCUAUUAGAUGUUGGUACGAACAAUAAUACACUCCUAGAAGAUCCGACAUACAUUGGUUUACGUCAGAAACGGGUAACUGGUCAGGAAUAUGACGACUUUAUUGACGAGUUUAUGCAUGCAGUUAUUCAAAGAUAUGGACAAAACACUUUAAUUCAAUUUGAGGACUUUGCCAGUACAAAUGCGUUUCGUCUAUUGGAAAAGUAUAGGGAUGUAUACUGCACUUUCAAUGACGAUAUUCAAGGCACAGCUAGUGUAAUUGUCGCUGGAUUAUUAGCAUGUCAAAAAGUAACAAAGAAGAAAGUAACGGACAAUAAGUACUUAUUUUUGGGCGCUGGUGGCGCCGCUGUAGGCAUAGCCAACUUACUAGUACGUGCGCUUCAAGCAGAAGGGUUGUCUGUGCAAGAAGCGAGGGAUAAAAUAUGGAUGAUUGAUAUUAAUGGAUUAAUAGUCAAAGAUAGGCCUGUCGAUGAGAUGACUAUAAACGCCACAGUUUAUGCAAAAAAUGUGCCCCUUGAAAAGGAUCUACACAAAAUUGUACAGUCUGUUAAGCCGACAGCUUUGAUAGGUGCAUCUGCUGCAGCAGGUGCUUUUACUCCAGCAGUUCUUCGAUCUAUGGCCGAAUAUAAUGAGCGUCCAAUCAUUUUUGCCCUAAGUAAUCCUACUAUAAAAGCUGAAUGUACUGCACAGGAUGCGUACCAGUAUACAGACGGACGUUGCGUUUUUGCAAGUGGCUCACCUUUCCCUCCUGUGGAAUACAAUGGAAAAACUUAUCACACUGGUCAGGGGAAUAAUGCCUACAUUUUCCCUGGUGUCGCAUUGGGUGUGAUUACUACAGGUAUACAUCACAUCAAGGAGGAAGUAUUUCUUCUGGCGGCGCAAGUAUUAGCAUCAUAUGUUACCGAGCAACUUAUUGAAGAAGGAAGUGUCUAUCCUCAUCUAAGUGACAUUAAAGAAGUUUCCUUGCAGAUUGCAACAAGGUUAUGCGAGUAUGGCUAUCAGACAGGUGUUGCAUCUGUUUAUCCGGAACCGAAACAGAAACGUGCCUUUAUCGAGUCUAUGCUGUUCAACUAUCACUACGAGGCAGCUUUGCCUCCUACAUAUGGCUGGCCUAAAGCUCAGGAAAUUAGAAUAAAACCUUUGGAUGCUCAAGAAAUACAAAGGUAGAAACAGGGUAUUAAAAAAAAAUGUAAAAUAUUUCAAAGUUGAUUGAUGUUUAUGUGUUUCGCUUCAAAAGCUAUAAUAAAAAGUAAAUAUCAGCGAUAUGUAAA
Photinus pyralis (common eastern firefly) is the source of this 2285-nucleotide messenger RNA. RefSeq names its product NADP-dependent malic enzyme-like. Gene Ontology annotation, molecular function: malate dehydrogenase (decarboxylating) (NADP+) activity; malate dehydrogenase (decarboxylating) (NAD+) activity; NAD binding. Gene Ontology annotation, cellular component: mitochondrion. The record is from RefSeq and is a predicted model, not a curated record. The transcript has 8 exons. Gene Ontology annotation, biological process: pyruvate metabolic process; malate metabolic process. Lineage: Eukaryota; Metazoa; Arthropoda; Insecta; Coleoptera; Lampyridae. Bases 283 to 2181 code for a protein of 632 amino acids.